CUUUUCCAGGACCAUCGAAAGUAUUCGUUCGUAUUACACAGAAGCAGAUGAUCUAGAAAUGCGUGAACUGGACCCCAAACAAGGCUCUGUUCUUCCUGAUGUCGGCUUCACCCUCCCACCCCUCCUGGGCUCAAAUAUCGAUGAGCAUUUCCAUAGAAUUGGCAGCCAGUCUGCAUGGCUAAACAUUGCGAACGAUUUUGCGGCCAACGAACUUCCUCCAUAAACCGAUCAUUGGGCCAUUCAAUCGAGAUGGACGAAAUAUUACUUCCUUGUUGAUGGUUUGAGCUACAGCGAGCAUGUCCAG
Suillus subalutaceus is the source of this 304-nucleotide messenger RNA. RefSeq lists its product as uncharacterized. The transcript has a single exon. The record is from RefSeq and is a predicted model, not a curated record. Bases 59 to 223 code for a protein of 54 amino acids. Lineage: Eukaryota; Fungi; Basidiomycota; Agaricomycetes; Boletales; Suillaceae.